GUUGCCGGCCGUCUCACCUGUAGAGAAAAACGGAAGUGAGCGUUCCAGUGUUGCUGGAGGACUGAGGACUUAAGAGCUAGUGCAUUUGGAACAUUCAAUUACAGACGCGGACCGGAUAAAUUAAUACAGCAAUGUUAGGUUAAUGAGGACAUCCGGAAAUUAAAGAAUGGCUGGAUGAUAGGAUUCUCACAAGAUUGAUCGGUUCAUCCGACACAGACCUUGGGACUUUACUGUUGGUGGCAACAUCUUAGCAUUUUAUCAGACUCUUUCCUGCAGUAGAACGUCUCGGAACGCCUUUCCAAGGAAUCCCUGACCUGCACAGAUGGGGGAGCUAUCGCGGGUUACUCUGUUUCUCGGCGAUUGAUUGCAUCUUCAGAGCAUUGAACUUGGAUUCUGACCUGAUCGGCUCGGUGUAUAUGACGUAAACCGGGAAUUUGCGCGAAUCUGCAUCAUUUACACCUUCAGAGGUUCCAACACGGCAACAGGCUAUAGAGGAAAGGGCACAAUGCCAUACCUUCAUCUGUUCGAUGAGUGGUGUUUCUAACUAGAUUCUCAAGUUAUCGUUGUUUGUAAACGGUACAUCCUCUACCUAUAUCAGUGAAUGAGUCUAACCUUCUCCAUGGAACAUUCUUAGGAAUCGGAUAAUGGAUUCGAAAUGGAGAAAAUGUGAUGUUGUUGCUGGUGCGAAUUUUUCGUUGAUACUACCUGGACAAACUGAUGAAAUUGCAUGAAACAUUCAGGUUUUUGCGAUGAACAUCGAAUGCGGACAUUGAGGUGUCAUCAUUUCUAAAGGUAUACACAGACUUGAAUGCUUUUUGACUAAUAUCAUCCUGUUCUGCCUAGAAGGAAAGGAAUUCUUUUCUGCCAUCAUCAUCAUCCUUUUUAAAAAUGUGUAUUACGUUCGAUAGAAAACCUCGGGAUAUAAAAUACAUCGUCGAUGGAGAGGUUAAGGUUGGGCGGGCUGAUCACCAUGACUACGUCCUACCCAGGUCCAUCGUCUGCCUCCUGUCCGUCAUUGGGACCUUCUUGUUCGUGGCGGGAGGUAUCAUUCUCAUGGUGGGAACCUUUACUAAACCAAGGGUUCUUCUUCCCUGGGGCGGAGUGAUCUGUGGGAUCGGGUUCCUGCUCUGCUUCAUUGCGAUCCUCCUGUGUAUGCACGCCCACUGCAUCAUCCCAGUCGACGGCUACAAGAUACCCUCACAGCCCGCCAAGAAGAACGUCGUCAUCGUGAAGCGAGUCGAGUCGCGAGAGGAUGACCGUUUCGCCAACAAGCGAGUCUUCGCCAGCGGUGGAUCUGCGGGGGAGACAGGCACACUGUCCUCGACUCACGGUCGCAGCGGCGGGGAGACUGGGACGAUCUCCUCAACUCACGGUCGCAGCGGUUACAUCAGCAGCGGCCAUUCGGAAUCAACAGCAACCCAUCAGGCGCAGUCUCAAAGCGGGGCGUAUCAGUCUGGAAGUGGAUAUGCAACGAUUGGUUCGCCUACGGGAGGUCGGGCUGUCGUCGACAGUGGCGGUGGAAGAGCGUAUGGGACUAUGGAAUCCAGUGUCUCUCGGCAGGGUGGGACACAAAUAGUGGUUCAGCCAUCAGCUAAUUAUGACAGUACUGCGCAUUCUGAAUCACACAGCUCCACUGCUAGAUCCGUCACUGUCGUCGACGGUAACGUCUCCGUCCUCAAUGGUGGUCAGGGGGUGGUCGUCAGCAGAACUGACGAAUCGGUCGUUCCACCAACAAGUGCCAAACAAGCUGUGUACGUGCAGGUGCAACCGCAGUCACCACUAUCUGGCCAGCAAGCUCAAAAGAUGCAGUCCCAUGCUCAAAAGGUCGGAUAUGCUCAGAUUCAGGCUCAGGGACCAGCUCAUUCGCCUGGUCCGCAGCAGGAGGUCAUUGUAGUCUCCAAUGUCCAACAGCAGCAUUCAGCUCCUGUUGGGCAACUCGGAGGCCAAGUCCAGUCGCAAGGUCAUGGCUUUUCCGGCGGCCAACAGCAAUACUCGUAUUCUACCAAUGUGCACCAGGAAUCAGUGUCCGGGGGACAACAGCAACAACAUCAACUGUCGUCUGCUUCGGCUGCUCCGGCUGCUGGUUUCGCGGCCUCAACAGGAGGACACCAUUACGCUACUAUGGCAGGGCAGCCUGAUCAAGCAGGAAAGCAGGCUGUCUACUACACUCAGACAACUAAAACCACAACUGUAACUGAUGGGGGACACCACGAUGAAAGCAGUGCGUCGUCUGCGGGCUUGCUUGUACCAUCUCACUUCCAUGGCGAGGCUACUCCAGACAUGAGAUACAUGAGGAGGGACUUGUCCAGUAUGUCCAAUACAUCCAACAUGUCGGGUUUCUCGCGACCCGAUUCGUUCGGAGUUGAACGUGAUGAUGACUUCCAGUACUACCCCAUUGGUAGUGAUGGUAGUCAACAAGAACAGAGUAGCCAAUCACAGCAGAGUUACCAAUACCAGUAUUCAGUCGAAAAGCCCCAAGUUCAAACACAAACGCAGGCGACAACUGUCACCUACAACCAAAGUCAUUCUGGCGGUCAGUACAAGGGUGAUCGAAAAGGAAGUAUUUAUGAGAACACUCUGAUGCAGUGAAAGCCUUCACGAGAACAUACCAUACAUGGUGUGAGACACCCUCCUCUUAUACAGUGAUGGGAAAGCGUUCACCCUUCUGCAAUAAGACAGUCUCAAAUGUCAUAUAAUGACUGGCGAUUUCAUGUAAAAACCAUCAGGCCUGGGACCACCGCACAAAGACGCCAAGUAUACCAACGUCUGCGAUGGUCCACGAAAAUGUUUAAGAGGUGGCUGCCUCGAUCAAUUUGAAGAAAUGCAUUCUAAAUGCAGUGAAAGUCUUUCUCAGAACACUUUGUUCAAAUAAGGACUUCGUCGCAACCCGCUAUCUGUAGUGGUGACUGUCUAUAAAACAUUAAUCAUUAUGCUGGAUGGCGUCACCGUCGUCCAAGUACAUGUAAUUGAGUUAUUAUCUUAGACGUAUUUAUGAGCCAGGGACAUACUAACGUUACACUUAUAGUAAAUGUGAAAUUUUGGCACUGUUCUGAUUGCCAAUAUGCUAAUGUUGGAUACAAAAUUGAUAUUGCAUGCUCAAUAAAAGUUAGCUUGGCGUACAA
Messenger RNA from Lineus longissimus, 3122 nucleotides. RefSeq names its product hornerin-like. Lineage: Eukaryota; Metazoa; Nemertea; Pilidiophora; Heteronemertea; Lineidae. The record is from RefSeq and is a predicted model, not a curated record. The transcript has 3 exons. The coding region runs from base 889 to 2589 and encodes 566 amino acids.